This is a messenger RNA of Diaporthe amygdali, 1485 nucleotides long. RefSeq lists its product as uncharacterized. The record is from RefSeq and is a predicted model, not a curated record. NCBI's taxonomy places the organism in Eukaryota, Fungi, Ascomycota, Sordariomycetes, Diaporthales, Diaporthaceae. Gene Ontology annotation, molecular function: transmembrane transporter activity. The transcript has 7 exons. The coding region runs from base 1 to 1485 and encodes 494 amino acids. Gene Ontology annotation, biological process: transmembrane transport. Gene Ontology annotation, cellular component: membrane.
AUGUCGACCUCAGCGGAGGCGAAAGCCGGCGGCCGACAGCGGUCGAGGUUAUCGUUGAUUGGUGUUUUCAAAGAAGUCUUCAAUUGGUACCCAUCUGAGUACCCAGUGGCAGAGAGAAAACUAUUACUGAAGCUCGACAUCUCUAUCCUCGUAUUUGCAUGCUUAUGCUACCAAACCAACAUCAGCAAUGCCUACGUCAGCGGGCUCAAGGAAGACUUCAGUCUCAACGGCAACGAGCUGAACUACUUCAACGUCUGCUACACAACAGCAUACGUGGUCUUCCAGGUUCCCGGGAUGCUGUUAAUGUCGCGUCCGAAACUAUCCAGGUGGCUGCUCCCGACGCUCGAGAUCCUCUGGGGCGUAGUAACCUUUGCUCAGAGCCGCGUCACCAACGUGCACCAGCUGUACGCGCUGCGGUUCCUGGUCGGCAUGCUCGAGGCGCCCGUCUUCGCCGGCACGCACUUCAUCCUCGGGUCAUGGUACAGCGGACCGGAGCUGUUCCGCCGCGCAGGCACGUGGUUCAUCUGCAACCCGCUCGGGUCCAUGAUCAGCGGGUACCUGCAGGCGGCAGCGUAUAAGAACCUAUCCGGAGUCGGGGGUUUGACUGGAUGGCGAUGGUUGUUUAUAAUCGACGGAAUAUUCACCAUCCCCGUCGCGCUGCUGGGCUAUAUUGUCUUCCCUGGGGUUCCGGACUCGCCGCGGCCGUUCUACCUCACUGAGGACGACACCAAUCUGGCCAAGAGCCGUCUGGAGAAAUUCCGCAUUCGAAGGCCCGGGAAGCUUAAUCUGGACGUGUUCAAGCGGACACUGAGCCGGUGGCAUAUCUGGGUGUUUGUGUUCUGCUAUAUCUGCAUGAUCAUAUCAUCCUACCCCUCGCAGUACAUGAAUUUGUGGCUCAAGGUCGAGGGCUACAGCACGGUGCAGGUCAACGAGCUGCCCACGGUGACGUACGCCAUCACUGCUGUCGCGUCCUGGCUGGGGGCGACGUUAGCGGCUAUCUACCCUUCCUGGGCCAUCUACAGCAUCGAAACCACCUGCGUCCUCUUCUCGACUAUCUGUAUGAUCAUCUGGAAUAUUCCCAAACCCUUGAAAUUCUUUGCUUGGUACCUUUUCGGCGUGUCUGGCUGUGCCAGUCCAAUCCUGUACUCCACUGUGAACUCGGUCGUUAGGGACGAUUCUGAGGAGCGAGCUAUAAUCAUGGGAUCUAUGAUGACCUUCGGAUACUCGUUCCAGAUUUGGGUUCCUCUGCUCAUCUUCCCUACCGCGGGGCCCUACGGUGCACCAAGAUGGCAGCACGGCUGGCCUGUGACAUUUGUGUUUUACUUCCUGUUGUGGGCUGGUUUCAUCACGGCCUUGCUUUUGCACAGACGAGGUGAGAAGAAGCGUCAGCAGAGGGACUUGGCCACUGCCCUAAGCGGUGCAGACGAUACGAGCAGGGAGAUUGUUGCUGUUGAAACACCUGUGAACGAUAAAGCCAACGGCUAG